AACAGAGGGGUACCUUACCGCGAGAGAGACUCGGAUCAAAUAAGCCACACCUUUCUUUUCCUUUUCUUUGCAUUUUCAUGUUAAAAAAUUCUCCUCAAUUGUCAAAUUCAAACUGCUGCUAAGAUCUAUGUCUCUUUCUCAUUGAACUCAAUCCAAAUAAAAAGAAAAAGAGAGAGCAUAAUCUGCUUUCACUUCCUUUCCCUGUUUGGAUUCUACGAUAAUAAGUUUAGUUGGGACGAGAGGGGGGAAAUUACAACGGAAAAGAACAUGGAGGCAGCGCUGGGACUGAUGCGAAGAAUGCCGCCUCGCCACUCCGAGACAACACUCUCCGCUCUUUUAAGCCUUUUGCCUGGACACUCCUCCGAUCUCCUCUCUCAAGUCGAUCUCCCUCUCCAGGUUUUAUCUGAUGAGGACAGUGGACAGAAGUUCAUUUUGUGUGAAUACAACAGAGACGCUGAUUCUCACAGAUCACCUUGGUCAAACAAAUACCAUCCACCAUUAGAAGAUGCGCCUUAUCCAUCUUCAAAGUUGAGGCAAUUGGAAAUUGAAGCCAACGAUAUCUUUACAGUCUAUUGUGACCAGUAUUAUGAAGGUGGCAUCUCAUCUGUCUACAUGUGGGAAGAUGAAAACGAAGGUUUUGUAGUCUGCUUUUUGGUAAAGAAAGAUGGCUCAAAAACUGGGCAAGGGAGAAGAGGCUAUUUAGAGGAGGGAACUUGGGAUGCUAUUCACGUUAUAGAGGUUGGACCAGAAGAAGAAUUAACCCGAUAUUGCUUGACUAGUACAGUCAUGCUGUCUUUGACUACAGAUGAUGUGUCAUCAGGCACUUUCAGUUUGUCUGGAUCUAUCAGACGACAGAUGAACAUGAACCUCCCAGUUGCCGAUGGUCAUCUUUCUAACAUGGGAAAGAUGAUAGAAGAAAUGGAGGGUAAGCUCCGGAACUCAUUGGAUCAGGUUUACUUCGGAAAGACGAGAGAGAUGGUUUGCAAUUUACGGCCCUCUAAUGAGGUGGUGCAGAUGAGAUUGCCUACCAGUUGAUGUGGGUUUAAUGCCAUAAGAAGUUGAAGUUCGUGUCAUGUUUGCUUUCUAGAGUGACCUCAGAAUAUGCUGUGUACGGGAUAUCAUACAAAUGACUUCAUGUAUGGUCGACUUAUUUCGACUCUGCUUUCAUAACAAUACAUGAUAUGUUCAUGUU
Molecule: messenger RNA, 1192 nt
Organism: Hibiscus syriacus
Lineage: Eukaryota; Viridiplantae; Streptophyta; Magnoliopsida; Malvales; Malvaceae
Product: probable F-actin-capping protein subunit beta
Exons: 8
Coding region: 268-1035 (255 amino acids)
Biological process (GO): barbed-end actin filament capping; actin cytoskeleton organization; cell morphogenesis
Cellular component (GO): F-actin capping protein complex; cytoplasm
Molecular function (GO): actin filament binding
Source: RefSeq, a predicted model, not a curated record